AUGAGUGAGGUCGCCUGGGACCUCAUGUACGGGCUGUACUCGCCCAACAGCACCCACGAGGAGCGGGACGCCAUGAGGGAAGCACGACGCAGUGAUUUCUACGCGAGGUUGAAGCAGGAGUGCAACGAGGUGGAUCCGGUGGUGGGCAGUGGCGUGGUGGUGGACUUCCCUCGCGUGCUCGAGGACGGCUCAGACGUCCCCCUCCCCUCCUACUACCCACGCCCCUGCCCUGCUGCCGCCGCUGCCGCUGGUGCUGGUAGUGCUGCUGCUGCUGCUGCUGCUGCUGCUGGUGCUGGUGCUGCUGCUUCUAAAGCCAUCCGUCCUCCCGCCCCCCCUUCCCCCUCCCCCCACCACCACCAACAGGGAUUUCUACGCGAGGUUGAAGCAGGAGUGCAACGAGGUGGAUCCGGUGGUGGGCAGGAUUUCUACGCGCGGUUGAAGCAGGAGUGCAACGAGGUGGAUCCGGUGGUGGGCAGUGGCGUGGUGGUGGACUUCCCUCGCGUGCUCGAGGACGGCUCUGACGUCCCCCUCCCCUCCUACUACCCACGCCCCUGCCCUGCUGCCGCCGCUGCUGCUGGUGCUGGUAGUGCUGCUGCUGCUGCUGCUGCUGCUGCUGCUGCUGCUGCUGCUGCUGGUUCUUCUAAAGCCGAGUGCAACGAGGUGGAUCCGGUGGUGGGCAGUGGCGUGGUCGUGGACUUCCCUCGCGUGCUCGAGGACGGCUCAGACGUCCCCCUCCCCUCCUACUACAACGGGCCCCAUAUCGACGACCCUUCCUCCACACAUAUAGAUGCGAAUGGAGGAGGGAGGGAUGGAGGAGUGGGCGGAGGAGGAGGAGCAGCAGGGAGGGGCGGUGGAGAGGGGCAGAGUGCGGUGCUGACGGAGCGGGAGAGGCUGGUGGGGCGGGUGGGGGAGGAGCGGGUGCGCAAGUGGCGGCUGGGGCUGCACCAGAUAGGAGUGGACGUGCAGAGGGCGGAUCGCACGCUCGUGUUUUACGAAGAGGAGGGAAAUCGGGACGGUGGGGUACUGGGGCGUGUGGGGCGGCUGGGGCUGCAGCAGAUAGGAGUGGACGUGCAGAGGGCGGAUCGCACGCUCGUGUUCUAUGAGGAGGAGGGCAACCGCUCCCGCCUCAUGGAAGUGUUGGCGGUCUAUUCCUGGUUCGACCCCGACGUGGGGUACUGCCAAGGCAUGAGCGACCUCAUGUCGCCCUUCAUCGUCACCUUCCCCAACAACGCCGAUGCCUUCUGGUGCUUCGAACGCCUGCUGCGUCCCAUUCGGAGCGACUUCAUGGGCACGUCAGCCAGCAUAGGAGUGCAGAAGGAGAUUGACAACCUCAAGAACAUCACCCGCGUGCUCGACCCAGAGCUAUUCGCGCAUCUAGACGAGAUAGGCGCAGGUACCAUGUUCUUCACGGUGCGCCCCAUCAUGGCCAUGUUCCGCCGGGAGCUCUCCUUUGCCGACUCCAUCUACUUCUGGGAGAUGAUGUGGUCGUGGGACUAUGAUGCCCGGGACGCCGAUCUACUAGCCAUGGCAGACCAAUCCGUGCUACAACACACCAUGCACCUCUCCCAAUCCACCACCUCCCCCCACGCCCUCGACCACGCUUCGUUUGCCGCCGCCACCACCGCUGCUGCGGAGGCUGCAGCUGCUGUGACUUCAUCUGAAGGCUCGGGGAUGGAUGGGAUGCCGUCUGGUGCGGCCAAGGCUGCUGCUGCCGAAGCUGCUGCUGCUGCUGUGACUUCCUCUCAAGGCUCAGGGGGGGGGAACGGGGUGACGCCUGGUGCGGCCAAGAUGGCUGGUGCUGCGGCUGCAGUGGCGCGGGUUGCUGGGCGAGAGGAGGAGGGGCAGCAAGGGGGGAAAGGGAGGACCAGCCCCCUGAGACCAG
Closterium sp. Naga37s-1 is the source of this 1882-nucleotide messenger RNA. The record is from the annotation of a GenBank genome assembly. Lineage: Eukaryota; Viridiplantae; Streptophyta; Zygnematophyceae; Desmidiales; Closteriaceae.